GUGAUUUGUAGCAAUUUUAGGGUUUAACUUUUCUCGUGGUUCAGGUUCUUGAUUAUUUUUUUGAUACUGGUCGUCGUACUUGUGGUUGUAGUCAUUCUGCUGCAGCUGUUGAUGAUGAUGCUCGUCCUCUGACUGAUGUUUGUGAUGGUCGUGAUCGUUCUAGUGAUGGUACUAGUAGUCCUGUUUGUCGUACUCGUGUUGCUCGUCCUGGUGAUAAUUUUUAUCGUGGUGAUGAUUAUUAUUAUGGUAGUUAUCGUGGUGCUGAUCCUGCUUAUCGUAAU
Rotaria sp. Silwood2 is the source of this 281-nucleotide messenger RNA. NCBI's taxonomy places the organism in Eukaryota, Metazoa, Rotifera, Eurotatoria, Philodinida, Philodinidae. The record is from the annotation of a GenBank genome assembly.